AUCUGAGUUCCAAUCAAACCAUCAAAAUUAUUUGCUUGCAUUGGGGGACUUUUAGCCAGAUCAAAAGAACUCUCACUCGAAACUACUGAACCUUUCACCAUUGGCAGACUUCUCUCUCUCGCUAUAUAUAAAAAUAUCUUGAUGCUGCAGAAAACCGCCUUGAAGAACUACAGAAGUUUUCUUGCUACGAUAAGCUUGCAAAUAUUGAAAUGGUCUCGUGCUGACUGACCAAGAAGAAGAAUUCUCCAUCUAUGCUUUGGGAACCUGUCUCUAGAUAAAGGACUAAUGGGAGGAAAUGCUUUUAAAGGAAUCCUGGAGGACCUUUUUGAUAAUUAAGCAUAACAGAGGUGAUUAAUUCCAGGAUUUCUGCCACCACCCCCUUUCAAAUGCUGUUAAUAUCCACAGUUAAUAUCCAGGGUUGUCUAUAGUGUUUCGUGAAUGCUGGAUUCUAAAUAUAUAGUAUAAGUGUCCUGGAGGGGAAGGAAAACCCAGGAGUCUGGAAGGAGGCUGACUACAUCACUUUGGGAAACAAGGGAGAAGUGACCACAAAAUCCCUCUAAGAUGGAUAGUCCUUUCAAGAUGGACUACCUCCUAGAUGUUGACUCUGCCUAUCGGCUGUUUUACAGUCAAGGAGCUCAAGCUCGCCGGGCGACCCUGCUCACCGUACCCACAUUAAUGGCGGCAUCUUCCGAGGAGGACAUAGACCGGAGACCCAUCAGGAGAGUCCGGUCCAAGAGUGACACCCCUUACCUCGCGGAGGCCAGGAUCUCCUUCAACCUCGAGGCAGCUGAAGAAGUGGAGAGACUGGCAGCCAUGCGCUCGGACUCGCUUGUUCCAGGGACACACACCCCUCCGAUUAGGAGACGGAGCAAAUUCGCCACUCUAGGAAGAAUUUUCAAGCCAUGGAAGUGGCGGAAGAAGAAGAGUGAAAAGUUCAAGCACACCUCAGCAGCACUUGAAAGAAAAAUAUCAAUGAGGCAAAGCAGAGAGGAGCUUAUCAAGAGAGGAGUGCUAAAGGAAAUUUUUGAUAAAGAUGGGGAGCUUUCCAUACAAAAUGAAGAAGGAUCAUUGGAGAAUGGGCAGGCUCUGAGUUUCAGCCAGGCUUCACUCCCAGCCCUAUCUGAAUUGGACCCAUGUUCAGCAUCUGUCGACUCCUGUACAUAUGAAAUACUCCCAACUCCGGAGAUCAUGGAUGGAACAGCGUCCGAAGAGAGCCCCACGUCCAGUGAAUCUGGAGUCCACCUUUCUCAAGAUCCUUCAUCUAAACCAGUCUUGCUACUUCCCCCCAAAAAAUCUGCUGCUUUCUCUGGAGACCAUGAGGACACCCCAGUGAAACAGCUCUCCCUCCUCAAACAGCCCCCUGCCCUGCCUCCUAAACCCAUUGCCAGGAUUGCCAACCACUUAGCUGAUCCUGGUGCGCCUGUGAAACUGCCUUGUAUGCCAGUCAAACUGUCGCCUCCGCUACCUCCAAAGAAAGUCAUGAUCUGCAUGCCUUUAGGGGGACCAGACCUCUCCCUUGCACCCUAUUCCACACAGAAGAGCUGCCAGCAACCAUUGGCUUCGCAUCACCACACGGUUCUACCGUCACACUUAGCACACCAGCAUCAGUACGGCAGCCACAGCCCACAUUUGCCUUCUGGAUCCAGCACGUUGCCCAUGCAUCCUUCAGGGUGUCGCAUGAUCGAGGAGUUGAACAAGACACUGGCCAUGACCAUGCAGAAGCUAGAAAGCUCUGGUCUGCAUGGGGGAGACAGUGUCACCAAAUGUGGACCAGGAGGCCUUUCAGACAUGAGACAAGUGCCAACGGUUGUGAUCGAAUGCGAUGACAAUAAAGAAAAUGUGCCUCAUGAAUCUGACUAUGAAGAUUCUUCAUGCCUCUAUGCAAGAGAAGAAGAGGAUGACGACGAAGAGGAAGAUGAGGACAGCUCAAUAUUUACAAGUUCCCUCGCCAUGAAAGUCUGCAGGAAGGACUCUUUAGCCAUCAAACUUAGCAACAGGCCAUCUAAACGAGAACUGGAGGAAAAGAACAUCCUACCCAUGCAGACCGAUGAGGAGAGGCUUGAGCUGAGGCAGCAAAUCGGGACAAAGCUGACAAGACGACUGAGCCAGAGGCCAACUGCUGAAGAAUUGGAGCAGAGGAACAUUCUCAAACCGCGGAAUGAGCAAGAGGAGCAGGAAGAAAAACGGGAGAUAAAGAGAAGAUUAACACGCAAGCUAAGUCAAAGGCCUACAGUAGAAGAGCUGCGCGAAAGGAAAAUUCUCAUCCGCUUUAGUGAUUAUGUGGAAGUGGCAGAUGCUCAGGAUUACGACAGGCGGGCGGACAAGCCAUGGACACGGCUCACAGCUGCUGACAAGGCGGCAAUUCGCAAAGAGCUCAAUGAGUUUAAAAGCACUGAAAUGGAAGUUCACGAAUUAAGCAGGCAUUUAACAAGGUUUCAUAGACCAUAGAAAUUGAGCACUCCACCAUCUUCAAAACAUAUCUGGAAAGAACCAUAAGUGCUGGUACCAUUCACUUCUCUGUUAAUGUACAAUGUAAAUUUCCUGGACUGCCUUUUUAAAAACCAAGAAGAGGAGGAAGACGAUGACAACAGGGAAACUUGUGUUUUCCUGUACUUGGUAGAACUACAUCAUGAGACAUGUUGGCACAACUUUCAGCAACCGAAGCCACCCAUGGCAAGAAUCGGGCCAGGAGUUGGCACUCAUAUUCGAAACUCUGCUGUGUGGAUUCCCCAUCCUAAUCCAAGAUCAGCCGUUAAUGCAUCCCGUCUUCCUUCAAGCAUCUCCCAUCUGACUCCAAAGAAAGCUGAAGGCAGUUGGUGUUGGGCAUAGACCUGCUGGACAAAAGCUGGGACAAGGCCUGCCAUCCUUCUGGGUCAACACUUUGAGCAAACACUUCUUUCUGUUUGAGAGCACCUUAGAAAGAUGCGGGGGAAGGCCAAGACCCGCUCAGAGGAUCUACCUAUCUUUGACACUUCACAAGAAUCAUCCCUGGAGGAUCUCUUGGCUGGCUGGCUGGCUGUCACCCAUUUGUUUUGUGAGGGAAACACCCAGAAGAUUCCUUGUCACCCAUCUCUUUCAUUCAAGUGACACCCCCCCCCUUUGCUGCAAAAAGUGAUGUUUUGAAAUUGUUGCCGAUUAUUACAGGGAUAUUCAGUAACAUGCUUAUUACCUUUACAGACAGAACGAGUCAGGAUGCCUUUUGCCCUGCUUGGUAACUUCCUGCUUUCAUUUACACCUGCAUAAAGAGGCUGGAUGGCAGAGCAGCUCUGCCAGUUAACCAAAUUGAUACAGCAUGCCAACUUUACUUAGAUGCUGCAGGUUCCGUAAGAUGUGCAAUGCAGAGAAGAAAGGAGCUUGAGAUCAUUUGUAGGGUCAAUUUUGCUCUGUGCGCAUGGAUACGUUUAUUUUUUAAGAGCUGGGAUUUCUGUUGUGUAGAACACUACCUGGUGUAAAUAACAAAAUAUGUUGUCAUUAAUGUCCCAGCAUGAUACUGAGAACCAAAGCAUUUGGAUUAGAUGUGUGGAGGGUUUUUUUGUUUUGUUAUUAAGGCAUUGGCUCUUCUCUUAAUAGGAUGACCCUUGCACAUUGGAUAGCGUUCCAGAUGCCUGUCUUUGAAAGCACUUUGGCUAAGCCCACCAAUUUGAUGCCUCCUGGUAAGGAACCCCCAACUCUUUCAGCAGCUGAGCCCUGAGCAUGCCUCUCCCAAGUGAAGUUCACUUCCCACACUUCUCCACCG
Messenger RNA from Podarcis raffonei (Aeolian wall lizard), 3736 nucleotides. RefSeq names its product phosphatase and actin regulator 1 (gene PHACTR1). NCBI's taxonomy places the organism in Eukaryota, Metazoa, Chordata, Lepidosauria, Squamata, Lacertidae. The record is from RefSeq and is a predicted model, not a curated record. The transcript has 15 exons. Gene Ontology annotation, biological process: stress fiber assembly; cell motility. Gene Ontology annotation, molecular function: actin binding. Bases 562 to 2448 code for a protein of 628 amino acids.